CUUGAGGAUAAAGGCCCCGAAGCGCCGGACAGACAGGCAGUUUGUCAGCUGGGAUGCUGAAGAGGAAAGCGUGGUAAGUUCUCUGGGAAAUGCAUGGAGGGUAAUUCAGCUGUCGUUUGGAUGUUGAUAUGUAAAGCAAAAUGGCAAAAAUCAACACCCAGCACUCCUACCCUGGUAUGCACAGGCUGUCUGUCAGAACUACUGAUGAGGAUGUUGCCAGGAUUGAAAAUGGCUGCAUCAGAACCCAUUCACUGUGUGAGGAUGUGUCUUCAGAACUGCAGAGAGUCAUUUCUGUGGGGGGAAGACAUGCAUCUGAGUCCCGGACGAGCUCAUUCGCAGGCAGGGGAGCAAUGGCAAGGCUAUCACGAUUUGUUGUAUCUGUGAGGUCAUGGGCUACAAGACAUAUGCACCAUGAAGACCAAAGACCUGAUGCUUUCUUAGAACGUAUCCGAGGGCCAGAGUUCAUAGAGGUGUCCACUCGGCAAAGUAAUAUCCGUGCCUUUCUGGGCAUCCGUGAACAGCCUGGGGGAGUAAACGGGAAGAAAAAAGAAAUCUUUGUGAUAGAUCCUUCAAGCAAUAUUUACUACAACUGGCUGACCAUAAUUGCAGCACCCGUGUUCUAUAACUGGUGUAUGCUGGUGUGCAGAGCCUGCUUUGAUGAGCUACAAGAGGACCAUAUUAAAUUAUGGCUGUUCUUGGAUUAUGGCUCUGAUAUAAUUUAUAUUUUUGACACAUUUGUGAGAUUCAGAACAGGCUUCCUUGAACAAGGCUUGCUAGUUCAGGAUGAAAAGAAAUUGCGAGAUCACUAUACCAAAACUUUGCAGUUCAAACUGGAUGUGCUGUCUGUUGUGCCAACAGACGUGGCAUACCUGAAGGUUGGUUUGAACUACCCUGAGCUGCGAUUUAACCGCUUGCUGAGGAUUUCUCGGCUCUUUGAGUUUUUUGACCGUACUGAAACCAGGACAAAUUAUCCCAAUAUGUUCCGUAUUGGAAACCUUGUCUUAUACAUUCUUAUCAUCAUCCACUGGAAUGCAUGUAUAUACUUUGCAAUUUCAAAGCUCAUCGGAUUUGGAACUGACUCUUGGGUCUACCCCAAUGUGUCCAUCCCAGAGUACGGGCGCCUGUCUAGAAAGUACAUUUACAGUCUGUACUGGUCAACACUCACGCUGACAACCAUCGGAGAAACACCUCCCCCGGUCAAAGAUGAAGAGUAUCUCUUUGUGGUCAUUGACUUCCUGGUGGGUGUCCUGAUCUUUGCUACCAUUGUCGGUAACGUGGGCUCCAUGAUUUCCAACAUGAAUGCCUCCAGAGCAGAGUUCCAGGCCAAAGUGGAUUCCAUUAAACAGUACAUGCAUUUCCGAAAAGUGACGAAGGAUUUGGAAGCCAGAGUUAUUAAGUGGUUCGAUUACCUCUGGACCAACAAGAAAACAGUGGAUGAGAAGGAAGUUCUCAAAAAUCUGCCUGACAAGUUGAAGGCUGAAAUCGCCAUCAAUGUCCAUUUGGAUACACUGAAGAAAGUGCGUAUAUUCCAGGAUUGUGAAGCUGGACUUCUCAUUGAGCUGGUGCUGAAAUUGAAACCUACAGUCUUCAGUCCUGGGGACUACAUUUGCAAAAAGGGAGAUAUUGGGAGAGAAAUGUACAUUAUUAAAGAGGGAAAAUUGGCUGUGGUGGCAGAUGAUGGCAUAACUCAGUUUGUAGUCCUAAGUGAUGGCAGCUACUUCGGUGAAAUCAGCAUCCUAAACAUCAAAGGUAGCAAAUCUGGCAACAGGAGGACAGCCAACAUAAGGAGUAUUGGUUAUUCUGAUUUGUUCUGCUUGUCUAAAGACGAUUUAAUGGAAGCCCUCACAGAAUAUCCAGAAGCCAAAAAGGCUCUGGAAGAGAAAGGGCGACAGAUCCUGAUGAAAGACAAUUUAAUAGAUGAAGAAGCAGCAAAAGCAGGAGCUGACCCAAAAGACUUGGAAGAAAAAGUAGAAAAACUUGAAACAGCUCUGGAUACACUGCAGACCAGGUUUGCAAGGCUCUUAGCAGAAUACACCUCAUCUCAGCAAAAGGUGAAGCAGAGACUGGCCAGGGUAGAAACCCGAGUGAAAAAAUACGGUAGUGGCACCUUAUCGGUUGGAGAAGUGGGGGAUGAAAAACCUGAGGAGAAAAAGCAGUAACGGAGUAUUUGUACUUCCUCAUUUAUUCAGUGGAGAAAGUUGGAGCCUGUGAAAGCCAUAAAUGUAUGUAAAUAUGUGUGUGCAUACACAGACCUGAUUAUUUUUAUAUGAACUCAAGAGAGUGGGUUUCAGCAUUUUUAACCAAAGCAGUAUUUUCUUGUAAAUAGAACACUGCCAUCUUCUUAGGGGGACACUGGGUCUGGUAUUUGGGUACUUUUUUGUACUGGGAGUGGGUUUCUUAGAAGUCAUGCUCAGAAUGUUUACUGUGUGUGGUGUGUGUAGGUCUUGAUGCAUUGUCUCUUCCCAUCUCUGUUGUGUUAAGCAGGCGUUGUACUUAAAGCAAGAAGGGAUUGGGUUUUGUUACAGGCUUCAAAAAUAUUUAAAGGGUACAUAAAUAGCUGUACCUUGCUAUCUUAAUAGCUGAUCAAAUGCAUGGAUGCUCACCUGGGCUGCUCAAAAUCGUUGGCCUCUCACACUAAAGCAUCUGCAGAAGUGGUUGGACUACAGCUAAGCAGCAGCAUGUACCUGGCCUGUGCAUGUGUAUGAAACACCCGUGCACCCAGAUGCUUUAGUCUGGUUCUUUCUAAUGAGCUGGACUCCGCACAAAGGGCCAUGCUGACAGAGUAAGCAGUGCUCAUUCAUGUCCUUUCUGGCAUGGUCUGUGACAGCCUUUGCUGCUCUGCAACUGCUUUACUAAGGGGAGAGAGUGGAAGAUUCCCCCUCCACCUUUUUCAGCACAGCCCCCUCUCCACUGGUAAAACUCACAUGGAAGGGAGUCCUCAAAAGCUCACUGGUGGGAGGCAUCUGUAACAAUAUGGCUUCACUAAACCUGGGCAGAGAACAGAGGGCCCACGUGUGUGCAGCUCCUGUAUGGAGGGUCUUGAGUGAAUUCCGUCUCAGCUAGGGGUUGGUCCCAGAGGGAGGCUGCUGAGAACCUGCAUGGGCUGGCAGGACAGGCUGUCUCUCUCUGGCCUCCAGCCAGUUUCCUCCCCCGGAGUGUUUCUGUGAACAGGGAGAACAAACGCACUGUUCCAAAAUCAUUUUUGCCUCUAGGUCUAGGUUUUCUUCCUCUUUAUUUCAUUUAAGGAUGCCUAUUCCAGCUCCCUUCACUACUUACUGCCAGCUAUACUCUGAACUGCCAUGCUUCCAUUAGGGAGAACGAAGGGCACAUUUGCUGACAGGAGCCUAGUUGUGCUGGUUGCUUUUGUGCUCACUGCAGAGCAGCCAACAGUCUGGAUCUGAGGUGAAUACAUAGGUCCAGUCCACUCAGCCUGCUGCGACAUGCAGGGCAGAACAGGACUGAGGUUUCUCGCUCUAUCCCAUUGCAACCUCAGGAUUUACCUCGUACACAUCCCUCUUAGCCUCUCCUACCUUGCUACUUCCAGUUUCUUUCCAGGCUUCUCUCCCUCCCACUGAGAGGAUUUCUCUCAAUACUCUCUCCAUGGAAGAUACUGGCUGUCAUUUUUCUGUAUGGUAUUUUUCUGCCGUGUAGCUUUCUCUGCGUUACUUUCAUCCUCUGGUACCUCACUGACUUCAGAGACGUAUGGAGUAGCAGAGGCUGUUCAGCAUCUAUGCCUCGGAGGCUGCAUCCUCCAGCACCAUUAGGUAUUACUUAAUUUUUCACUGUGAGGGUGCUGAGGCCCUGGCACAGGUCACCCACAGAAGCUGUGGCUGCCCCAUCACUGCCAGUGUUCAAGGCCAGGUUGGACAAGGCUUGGAGCAACCUGGUCUAGUGCAAAGUGUCCCUGCCCAUGAUAGGGGGUUGAAACUGGAUGGGCUUUAAGGUCCAACCCAAACCAUUCUGUGAUUUUAUGAUUACCAUGGGCAGUGCUCUGCCUUUUAGUUGUCAUCAGUGGCUUAGGAGCCCUAACAGCAAAUGGGAAUAGGUGGUCUGUUAGAAAACUGGUGAGAAACCCCCAGAGAAAAGGGUGGGUUACACAGGUGAUAGUGAAAUGAAGAGAGACCUUGCUCUGGUGAGUACAGGUGCUCAGAGUAGGCACUCGUCUCUGGGCAGGCAGCUGUCCCUCUCCUGUUGAUACUUUUGGGCCUGGUGAGAGACAAAUCUGACAUGACUGAGGAACACUGGACACUGCCAAAGGGACCACCAGGUAGUAGAUGUCCAUGCACAGCCCAUAUCUAAACUGUUAUCAUCAGCCUAGAAGCCAACUAGACUUAGGGAUCUACUGCAGGCUGGGCUUAACCUCUGUUAUCAAAGUUUCUGCUGAUUGCAACAAGGGCUUUGGAAAGUAGCUGAGACCUACCUCUGGCCAGUGGAGUCUGGGAGUCCUUCAGCUGAAUCUUGUCCUUAUUUUCAUCACGGCUGCAUGGUUCUGAGUUGCCAGCUGGGCUUAAACCACAACACAGGGGCUUGAGACAAGUAGGAGAGGUAAGAGAGGUGCUUUUGGCAGGGGUUUGUGUGCCUUCCUCACCCCACACUGAGGAAGGCAGGGUUGGUACUGUAAGCACAGAUAGUCACAGGCUGCUGAACUUGCAGCUCUCCCCUUGUAACAGGCAGGUACCACAUGCGCCCGUGGCUGAUGUUCACUGUCUUGCUACUCAAAUGCCAUGUCUGGUAGGGUUUCCUACUCACUGUCAUGUUCUACAUCAGUCAUCAUUCUCUGUAAAUAUCUACCUACCCAACAUCCUACAGCUGUUCCGGCCUGCUAGGAAUAUAGAGAUAGAACUGUUUAAAGUAUUACUUACACCAAAUUUAUACCUGUUAAAAACCCCCACAAACACAGAAACGCUUUGUCAUCUGAUGGAUCAGAACAGCUUAAUCUAUCCAUUAAAUAUGUGUUUGCUCUUCCCUUUUCUGUACUUGUCUGGUUUUCACAUGCCAGAAAAAGAGCUAUUUUGAUGUUAUUGGCUUCAGUCACUUGGAAACGUAUAGCUUCUGGCAUGAUGAAAUUGCAUCCUUGGACAUCUAUCAUCUCUGUAAGAUGCUUUUUCCGCUUCUUUAAUGUGGCAGCAUGUACAUUAAA
Melopsittacus undulatus (budgerigar) is the source of this 5140-nucleotide messenger RNA. RefSeq names its product cyclic nucleotide gated channel subunit alpha 3 (gene CNGA3). Gene Ontology annotation, molecular function: cGMP binding; protein-containing complex binding; intracellularly cAMP-activated cation channel activity. The coding region runs from base 141 to 2159 and encodes 672 amino acids. Gene Ontology annotation, cellular component: intracellular cyclic nucleotide activated cation channel complex; plasma membrane. Gene Ontology annotation, biological process: monoatomic cation transmembrane transport. The transcript is spliced from 8 exons. NCBI's taxonomy places the organism in Eukaryota, Metazoa, Chordata, Aves, Psittaciformes, Psittaculidae. The record is from RefSeq and is a predicted model, not a curated record.